Molecule: messenger RNA, 7414 nt
Organism: Neomonachus schauinslandi (Hawaiian monk seal)
Lineage: Eukaryota; Metazoa; Chordata; Mammalia; Carnivora; Phocidae
Gene: ARMCX4
Product: armadillo repeat containing X-linked 4
Exons: 5
Coding region: 71-7393 (2440 amino acids)
Source: RefSeq, a predicted model, not a curated record
CUACUACCCUCUUUCCCCAUCCUGAUUGAGCCCCCUGUACCUUGUUCGUGCCUUCAGUAGGGGUGAUUACAUGGGUCGCGUUCAGGAAGUGGGCUGGGUGACUGCAGGACUGGUGGUUUGGGCUGGUACCUGCUACUACCUUUACAGAUUAACCAAGGGAAGAGCGCAGAGUGUGAGGACACUUGCCAAAAAUGGGUCCAGAGUCAAGAUGGAGACUGUGCUUGGGGUACAGAACCAGACCUUGGCCACGGGUGAAGCCAUGGCUGGGACAGAGACUGAGACUAGACCCCAGGCCACGUCUGGAGCAGAAGCUGAAGCAGGAGGUAGGGCUGGGGCUGAAGUAGAGAUUACCACCACUGCUAAAGCCAGACCCAAAGCCAACUCUCAGGCCAUGACAAUGGCUGAGGCAGAGGCAGCGAUACAAUCUGAGGCCAAAACAGUGGCCAGAACAGUGGGCACGACAGAGGUGGUGACUCUGACUGAGGCCCAGGUCAAAGCUGGGGAAGUGGCUAUGAAAGAGGCUGUGACCCAAACUGACUCUGAGGCUGGGAGAGUAGUCAAGAAAGAGGCUGUGACCCAGACCAAGGUUAAAAUUUGGGCACUGGCUGCCAGGGCAGAGACCAAGAAAGAAGUAAUGACCCAGAACAAAGUGGAGGCUCGUAUACUGGCUGAAAAAGAGAUGAAAAGAAUAAUGGUGACACAGAGCGAGGCCUUAGGAGUGAUCAGGGAAGUGACCAAGAUCAGUGCCAUGAGUAAGACUGGAAUUGUGGCUGAGACCAAGGCAAGAGCCCUGGAAGAGAUUGUGAGUGUGGCCAAGACUCAGUCUGAGGCCAGGCCUGGUAACACAGUUGAUGCUAAGGGAAAUCCUAAUACCGUGUCCAGGGCAGAAGUUGGAGUGGACAUGAGGUCUUGUGCACCAUCUCAGGCUGUGACCAAGGUCCAGGUCGACACCAUGCCUGGUGCUGGGGUUGAGGUCAAGGGGAAUCGCAAAACCAUGUCUCGGGCAGAGUCUAGGGCAGACGUGAGGGCUCCUGCCCAGCCUCAGAUUAUAGCCAAGACCCAGGCUGAGGCUAUGCUUGGGGCAAAGGUUGAUGCUGGGGGUAUUACAAAUGCCAUGUGUAAGGUAGGGGCAGGGGCAGACAUGAGAGUUUCUACACAACCUCAGACUGUGGCCAAGAAACAGGCCGAGACAAUGUUUGGUGCCGGGGUUGAUGACAGGGGAAAUGCUGAUGUCACAUCUAAGGCAGUGGCUGGAGCUGACAUGAAGGUUGCUGCUCAACUUCAAGCUGCAGCCGGUGUUCAGGCUGAGGCUAUGCCUGAUGUCAGGGUUAAAGGAAGAGGUAACUCCAGUGCGAUGUCUAAAACAGGGGCAAGGGCAAACUUGAGGGCCAAUUCCCAGGCUGAGGCCUUGCCUGAUGCCAGGGUUAAGACCAGAGACAAUCCCAAUGCCAAGUCUAAGAUGGGGGCUGGGACAGAUAUGGAGCUCUAUAUGCAGCCUCAGCCUGUGGCCAAUGUCCAGGUUGAUGCCUUGCCUGAUGGCAGGAUUAAGGCUAAAGGCAAUGCCAACACGUUAUCUAAAGAAGGGGCUGGGACAGACACAAAGGCACAGUCUCAGGCUUCCACCAAGAGCCAGGUUGAGACCUUACCUGGUACUAGAGGUAAGACUAGGGGAAAAGGCAAAAGUAAGCAUAAAGCAGGAGUUGGGAUAGAAAUGAAAACCUGCGCGCAGCCUCAGGUUGGAGCCAAGACCCAAGCUGAUGCUUUUCCCGAUUCCAGGGUUGAUGGCAGGGGUGAUCCUAAUGCCAUUUCUAGGUCAGGGGCUAAGGCGGAACUGAGGGCCUGUGGUCAGCUCCAGACUGAGGCCAGUUCCCAGGGUGAGGGCUUGCCUGGUACUAAGAAUAAGGUCAGAGGCAAUCCCAGUGCUGUGUCUAAGGCAGGGACUGGGCCAGAUACACUGGGCUCUGCCCAGCUCCAGGCUGUGGCCAAUUCCCAGGGUGAAGCCUUGUCUGGUAAUAAGAGCAAGGUCAGGGGCAAUCCCAAUGUUGUGUCUAAGGCAGGGAUUGGGCCAGAUACUAUGUGUUCUGCCCAGGGUGAAACAGAUACAACAGGCUCUGCCCAGCCCCAGGCUGUGGCCAGUUCCCAGGGUGAAGCCUUGCCUGGUACUAAGAACAGAGUCAGGGACAAUUCCAAUGCUGUGUCUAAGACAGGGGCUGGGCCAGGUACAAUAGGUUCUGCUCAGCCUGAGGCUGUGUCUAAUUCCCAAGGUGAAACCUUGCCUGGUACUAAGAAUAAGGUCAGAGGCAAGUCCAGUGCUUUGUCUAAGGCAGGGGCUGGGCCGGAUACAGUGGGCUCUGCCCAGCUCCAGACUGCGGCCAAUGCCCAGGAUGAAGCCUUGUCUGGUACCAAGAAUAAAGUCAGGACCAAUCCCAGUGCCGUGCCUAAGGCAGAUGCCAGACCAGAUUCAGUGGGCUCUGCCCAGCCUCAAACAGAUAUAACAGGUGCUGCCCAGCCCAUGGCUGUGGCCAAUUCCCGGAGUGAGGCCUUGCCCAGUAUCAAGAAUAAGGGUAAGGGCAAUCCCAGUGCUUUGUCUAAAGCAGGGACUGGGCCAGAUAUAGUAGGUUCUGCCCAGCCUCAGGUUGUGCCCAAUUCCCAGGGUGAAGUCUUGUCUGGUACUAAGAACAAGGUCAGGGGCAAUCCCAGUGCCAUGUCUAAGGCAGAGGCCAGGGCAGAUGCAAUGGGCUCUGCCCAGCCUCAAACGGACACAACAGGCUCUGCCCAGCCCCUGGCUGUGGCCAGUUCCCAGGGUGAAGCCUUGCCUAGUAUGAAGAAUAAAGUUAGGGGUAAGUCCAAUGCUGUGUCUAAGAUAGGGGUUGGGCUAGAUACAGUGAACUCUGCCCAGCCUCAGGUCGUGGCCAGUUCCCAAGGUGAAGUCUUGCCUGGGACUAAGAAGAAGAUCAGGGGCAAUCCCAGUGCUGUGUCUAAGGCAGAGGCCAGAGCAGACACAAUGGGCUCUGCCCAGCCUCAAACAGACACAACAGGCUCUGCCCAGCCCCUGGCUGUGGCCAAUUCCCAAGGUGAAACCUUGCCUAGUAUCAAGAAUAAGGUUAGGGGCAAGUCCAGUGCUAUGUCUAAUAAGACAGGGGCUGGGCUAGAUACAGUGGGCUCUGCCCAGCCCCAGGCUGUAGCCAAUUCCCAGGGUGAAGUCUUGUCUGGUACUAAGAACAAGGUCAGGGGCAAUCCCAGUGCUUCCAAUGCUGUGUCUAAGAUAGGGGCUGGGCCAGAUACAGUGAACUCUGCCCAGCCUCAGGUUGUGGCCAGUUCCCGAGGGGAAGUCUUGCCUGGGACUAAGAACAAGGUCAGGGGAAAUUCCAAUGUUGUGUCUAAGACAGGAGCUGGGCCAGAUACAGUGGGCUCUGCCCAGCUCCAGGCUGUGGUUAAUUCCCAGGGUGAGGCCUUGCCUGGUGUCAAGAAAAAGGUCAGAGGCAAUUCCAAUGCUGUAUCUGAGACAGAGGCCAGGGCAGAUAUAACAGGCUCUGCCUGGCCUCAGGCUGUGGCCACUUCCCAGGGUGAAGUUUUGCCUGGUACUAAGAAUGUCAGGGGCAAUCCCAAUGCUGUGUCAAAGGCAGAGGUUGGGGCAGAUACAAUGGGCUCUGCGCAACCCCUGGCUGUGGCCAAUUCCCAGGGUGAAGUCUUAGCUGGCACUAAGAAUAAGGUCCGGGGCAAUCUCAGUGCUGUGUCUAAAGCAGGGAUUGGGCCAGAUACAGUGGGUUCUGUCCAGCCCCAGGCUGUGGUCAAUUCCCAGGGUGAAAUCUUGCCUGGGACAAAGGACAGGGCUAUACCCAAGUCUGAGGCAGAUGAGGGCUAUGCAAAGCCCAAGGCUGAGGCCACACCCACUGUUGGGAGUGGGGGUGGGACAGGCACUCAGGCCUGCAGAAAGACUCGGUCUAGGGUCCAUGACUACUACUGGAAUGGGAUUGGUAUUGAGGAUUGGAUUGCUUCUGAGCGAUGGAUCAAAUUUAGGUUUCAGGCCAGGGAUGGAUACUGGGAGAAUAGCAUGUCCUGGGCUGAUGAUGAGAAUGAAGCCAGUAUUGAGUCCUGGAGUGGGGCUAGUGAUAAGUCUGAUAUUAGGUCCUGGGCUGGGGCUAAGGGUGAAAAUGAAGUUGGUUUUCCAUCCUGGGCUACAGCUGGGGACCAGGCCUGUGGGGGGCUCUGGGUUGAGAGUCAGGCCAGUGGGGGUUCUUUGUCAGAGGCCAGGGACAUGGCCAUUGGAGCAUCCUGGAUUGGGGCUGAGAACCAGGCCAGUGGGGUGUCUUGGGCUAGCACCGGGAACCAGGCUAUUGGGGAGCCCUGGGCUGGAGGUCAGGCCAGUGGGGUGUCCUGGGCUGGGGAAGAUGCCAUUGGAGGGUCCUGGAUGGGAGCUGAGGAACAGGACAGUGGAAGGUCCCAGGAUGGCGCUGGGAUUCAGGCUAAUGGAGGGUCCUGGGCUGAAGCUAGAGCUGGGAAUGUGGCUAGUAUUGGGCACUGGCCUGGGGAUAUGGACCAGGCUAGUGGAGGGUACUGGGUUGGGACUGGUGACCUGUCUGGUGGAUCCAAGCCUAGAUUUGAGGAUCAGGCCAGUGAAGAUAUGUCCUGGGCUGACACAGCCAACCAAGCCAGUGGAGGGUCCAGGCUGAGGCCUGUGGACCAGUCUGGUGGUGAGUCCUGGGCUAGGGCUGGGGAACAGGCCAGUGGAGGAUUCUUGGUUGGGACUAUGGACCAGGCCAGUGGGGGGUCCUGGGCUGGGACUGGUGAUCAGUCUGGUGGUGAGUCCAAGCCUGGAUUUGAGGAUCUGGCAAACGUAGAAGUGUCUUUGGCUAGGGUUGGUGGCCAGGCUGGUGGAGGGCCUAGGCUGGGGCCUGAGGACCAGUCCAGUGGAAGGUCCUGGGCUGACUCUGGGGACCAAGCCAGUGGAGGGUUCUUGGUUGGGGCUGCGGACCAGGCCAAUGGAGGGACCUGGGCUGUACCUGGGGAUCAGGCUGGUGGUGAGACAAAGCCUAGAUCUGAAGAGCAGGCAAGUGGAAGAGGGUCUUGGGCUGACAAUGGGGGCCAGGCUGGUGGAGGGUCUAGGCUGGGUCCCAGGGACCAGUCCAUUGGAGAUUCCUGGGCUGGCACUGGGGACCAGGCCAGUGAAGAAUGUAGGCCCGGGCCUGAGGAUCAGUCCAAUGGAUGGUUCUGUGCUUACAGUGGGAGUCAGGCUAAUGCAAGUGGGUCCUGGGGUGGGGCUGGUGGCCAGGCUAUUGGAGGAUCUAGACUAGGGCCCACGAUCCCAUCCAGUGGUGGGUCCUGGGCUGAUACUGGAAGUCAGGUCAGUGGAAGGUCUUGGGCUGGGACUGGAGAUCAGGCUAGUAGCUGUCCCAAACCUGGAUUUGAGGAUCAAGCCAAUGGAGGAGGGUUCUGUUCUGGUGCUGAGGACCAGGCUGUUGGAGGGUCUAAUCCAGGGCCUGCAAACCAGUCCAGUGGUGGGUCCUGGACUGGCACUGGGAGUCAGGCCAGUGGAAGGUCCUGGGCUGGGACUGGGGAUCAGGCUGAUAGUGGUUCCAAACCUGGAUUUGAGGACCCAGCAGGUAGAGAAGGCUCCCAGCCUGGCACUGGGGAUCAGGCUAGUGGAAAAUCUUGGGCUGGGUCUAGGCCUGGUAAUGAAGCCAGUAGAGGGUCUAGGCUGGGGCCCAAGGACCAGGCAAGUGGAGGGCCCUGGGCUACGGCUGGUGACCAGGCCAGUGGAAGACCCCAGAUCAGUGCCGAGAUGGAGGCCAGUGAAAGAUCCUGGUUUGGGCCUGGGGGUGAGACUAGUACCGGGUCCUGCUUCAGGAGAGGGGAAGAGGCUGGUAUUGUAUCCAAACCUGGAGGUAAAAACGAGGUCAGUACUGAAUCCAGAUCAAGGGCUAAAGAAGAAGCCGUCAUUAGUUCCAGAUUUGGGGCUGAGGAUAAGGCCAAUAUUGGGUCCUGGAUCAGAUCUGAAGAGGCAGCCUGUAUGGAUUCCUGUAUGGGGGCUGAGGCUGGGGCUGCGGCAGAGGUCAGGAAGGAGUCUUGGCUCUGGGAUGGAGAUGCAGCCACUACAGGGUCUAGGCUUGGGGCUGAGGAAGAGGCUUGCGUGGGGUCAUGGACUUGGGCUGAGGAUGUGGAUGAGGAUGAGCUAAGUAGAGCAUCCAGCCCUGAUAUUGAGGAGAUCAGUUUAAGGUCCUUGUUUUGGGCUGACAGUGAGAAGAGUCAUGAGUUCAGAUCCGAGAGGGAGCGAAAGGUCAAUUUUGAGUGUGGAGCUGGAGAUAAGGCCAGCGCCAAGGAUAACUUUGAGGCACCAACUGCUGGUGGAGUUGAGGAAAAGUCUUGGUUCUGGGAUGGUAAUGAAAACAGAAGUGAGGACAAAUCUGCACCUAAGACUAAAGCCAAAAAGUCAGCUGAGUCAAGAGGCACAUAUCCAUCCAUGGUCCCUGGGGCAGGAAUGGGGUCAUGGGCAGGAGCCAUGAUCUGGACGGAAAUGAAAUUUCCAUACCAAAAUAAGUCCUGCUUCCCACCUGAAGAUGAGCUAAGAAAGCAGAUCAGGGAUGAGGAGAAAACUCAGCCCUGGACCUGUCGCUGUAAACGCGAAGCUAAUAUGGAUCCACGAGAGCUUGAAAAACUCAUUUGCAUGAUUGAGAUGACCGAAGAUCCUUCUAUUCAUGAAAUAGCCAAUAAUGCUCUUUAUAACAGUCCCGAAUAUCCCUUUUCCCAUGAAGUCAUUCGAAAUGCAGGUAGAAUCUCAAUUAUUGAAAGUUUGCUCAAUAAUCCCUAUCCCAGUGUAAGGCAGAAGGCUUUAAAUGCACUGAAUAACAUCUCAGUGGCUGCUGAAAAUCAUAGGAAGGUGAAAACAUACUUAAACCAAGUAUGUGAAGACACAGUCACCUAUCCCUUGAAUUCAAAUGUACAGCUGGCUGGACUAAGACUGAUAAAGCACUUGACUAUUAUUAGUGAAUAUCAGCAUAUGGUUACAAAUUAUAUUUCAGAAUUUCUUCGUUUGUUAACUGUGGGAAGUGGAGAAACAAAAGACCAUAUUUUGGGAAUGCUUUUGAAUUUCUCUAAAAAUCCAUCUAUGACAAAAGACUUACUCAUUGCCAGUGCACCAACGUCACUGAUUAAUAUCUUUAGCAAGAAAGAGACGAAAGAGACUAUUCUUAAUGCUCUUUCACUAUUUGAAAAUAUAAAUUAUCAUUUUAAAAGAAGGGCAAAAGUAUUUACGCAGGACAAGUUCAGUAAAAAUUCUCUUUAUUUCAUAUUCCAACGGCCUAAAGCAUGUGCCAAGAAACUCCGAGUCUUAGCAGCAGAGUACAGUGACCCUGAGGUGAAAGAAAGAGUUGAGCUAUUAUUAAGUAAGUUCUGAUUAGUUGUAUGUUCCCAAACA